AUGGCUUGUACCACGGAAUCGGCAAUUGAGUGCAUUCGCAAAGGUCACAAUGUGCGUGUGUUAGAACGAAACUCAGGCAUCAACACGGUCGGCGACAUGUAUUUCAUGGGUCUGAGUGCCACUAGGUUCUUCAAACAUUGGCCUGACAUGGCAAAGGAGUACGAUGCAAUUUCACUGCAUAAUACGUGGAUCGAGACGUUCAAGCACGAUGGCACACACAUGAUUCCGCCACUCAAAGUUGCCGAUCGCCUGCGUGAUGCUGGUCUUGACCCCGACACGCCUCCAGGGACCUUUCAGAUGCGACCCCUUGUUUAUAAGAUGUUCGUUGCACAAGUUGAGCGGCUGGGAGUAGAUAUCCAGUUCGGAAAGCGCGUUGUCGAUUAUUUCGAGGACAAAGAGCGCCAGAGAGCUGGUGUGGUGACUGACCAAAAUGAAAGAUUUGAGGCAGACGUCGUCAUUGCGGCCGAUGGUGUUGGUUCCAAAAGUCAAGGGCUUGUUGGCGGCCAGGUCAGAGCAAUGAGCUCGGGUAGAGCUAUGUGGCGGGCCGCCUUCCCAAGACAUCACCUCGAUCAGGACCCCCAAGUCAAGGAGUUUUUCAAGAUGGUUGAUGGCGAGACUGGCCAAGAGCCUAUCAUCAGGACAUGGCUGGCUCCAGGAGCGUAUGGUCUCACGUUGACUCGUCCCGACACAAUCGUUUGGACCAUAAACCAUGAUGUGACUGGCUCAGAGAAGGAGUCAUGGCGUAAUACCGUAGAGUCUGAUGAAGUCCUCGCCAACAUGGACAAAGGCGUCGGUCCUAAUGGCUGGGCUCCAGUAUUCAAGCAAUUGGUUGCACUCACGCCCCCAAGGACUAUUGUCAACUUUGAGCUUUUCUGGCGCAAUCCGCAGCCGAAGUGGGCGUCACCAGAAGCUCGCGUAAUCGUAAUUGGCGACGCCGCGCACUCCUUCCUCCCAGCUUCGGGCAAUGGUGCAACCCAAGCCAUUGAGGACGCCAUCUCCCUGGCGACGUGCCUGCAAAUCGGCGGGAGAGAGAACAUUUCGCAAUCCGUCCGCGCUCACGUCCGUUUGCGCUUCAUCCGGAAUGCAUGCGCCCAAAAGCUGGGUUUCAGCAACGCCGAGUUAUUGCAAGAUACCGACUGGAGCAAAGUCAAACUAGACCCGCGCCGAGCUCAGCCGAAGCUACCGAAAUGGGUCUUCAGCCACGAUCCGGAGAGCUAUGCUUAUGAUAACUACGAGAAAGUCGUUGAGAGCAUGAAGAACGGGGUUGCGUUUGAUGAGGAUGACAGCAUCCCACCAAACUACCCACCAGGAUAUAAAUACGAGGAGUGGAAUAUUGAACAGAUAAUGGAAGACAUUCGGCUCUGGGGCACUCCUACACCGAGCAACGUCAUUUCUCACCCUAUUCCCGGGACAGACAUCCUCACCCUGGAUGUAUCAUUCUCGACGCCAGCAUCUCCCACAAAUCCCUCCCAGACGGCCGACUUUAUGUCAUGGCGUCUUGGCCAAGCUCGUUGGUUCAUUGGAUUUGAGGGCCCGCUUGGGUAUCACUUCGCAAUCCCCGGACGAGGGUGCUACGAGACACAAUUCGGUCUUGUUCCCAAAAUGGCAGACACUCACCCAUCCGAGAAAGACCACCGCGGCAGAGGUUCAUCUGACUCCGUCUCCAAGGCCGAGGUCGACCACCACAGCCUUGCUCCCUCUGCCGACAAGCCCUCGCCCUCGGGGCCUGCAGAUGAGGACUUGCGCCAGCGCCACGAUGCCUCGGCCAAAAUGGAAAACCCGCUCGCUGGCUUCAGCCGCGAGCAGAUCACCAACCUUUCAGAGGAAUUCUGCGCCCAGCACGGGUUCACCGAUGACGAGGACAUCCGCGCCUUUCGGCUGGGCGCUGCCAUCGCCGGCAACAACUUCGAGUGGGACACGAUCGAUGGCCUGAGGGACGACGAGAAGGAAGCCCUUCGGAUGGAAAUUGAUCAUAAGUGGAGGUCAAAUCCAAAAACCCUAUAUGGUGUCAUAGUUGUUUGCGCCGUUUGCGCCGCCGUACAAGGGAUGGAUGAAACGGUCGUAAACGGCGCACAAACGUACUAUAAGAAAGCGUUUGGAAUCGGAGACGAUAAAUCAAUGCGCGACUCCUGGCUUGUGGGGUUGUUAAACAGCGCCCCGUAUCUUUGCUGUGCUUUCAUCGGCUGUUGGUUGACCGAGCCCAUGAACAAGAGAUUCGGCCGCCGGGGCACGGUCUGGAUCAGCUGUCUCGUCUCCGCGCUGGCAUGUUUUUGGCAGGCGUUUACAAACACUUGGUGGCAUAUGUUCAUUGCGAGAUUCUUCCUGGGAUUUGGUAUCGGUCCCAAGUCCGCUACUACUCCUAUCUUUGCUGCUGAGUGCUCGCCGCCUAAGCUGCGAGGCGCCUUGACGAUGCAAUGGCAGAUGUGGACGGCAUUCGGAAUCAUGAUUGGAUAUGUCGCGGACCUUGCCUUUUACUUCGUCCCUGAUCACGGUAUUCCGCUGGGAUUGAAUUGGAGGCUCAUGAUGGGCUCAGCAAUGAUUCCCGCUGUGAUUGUCUGCUACCGACACCGCGACGCCUACAAGGCAAUAUGCCGGCUACGACUAAGCAAGAUCCAGGCCGCUCGCGACCUCUUCUAUAUGGACUUUGGCCUCAAAGCAGAGAGAGAGGCCAUGUCUAUCGGCAAGCAAAGUCGAAUCAAGGAAUUUUUGACUAUCCGACGUAACCGGAAUGCCAUGAUCGGCUCGGAAAUCGUUAUGUUUAUGCAACAGUUCUGUGGAGUCAAUGUGAUCGCGUACUACUCUUCCGAGAUCUUCUUGGAGGCUAACCUGCCCGAGACGAGUGCUCUGUCAGCCUCCCUCGGCUUCGGUAUUAUCAAUUGGCUGUUUGCACUCCCGGCUGUCUAUACUAUUGACACAUUUGGAAGGCGCAAUUUGCUCUUGACGACAUUUCCACUCAUGUCUCUCUGCCUGUUCUUUGUAGGCUUUAGUUUCUGGAUCCCGGAAGAUUCCACUGCCCGGAUUGCCUGUAUCGCCCUCGGCAUCUACCUCUUUGGAAUGGUUUACUCUCCCGGCGAAGGCCCGGUGCCAUUCACAUACUCAGCCGAGGCCUACCCUCUUUACAUCCGUCCCAUCGGGAUGUCGCUCGCGACAGCCACGACCUGGUUCUUCAACUUCGUUCUCAGCGUGACAUGGCCGUCGCUGUUGCAGGCGUUCAAGCCGCAAGGAGCCUUUGGCUGGUAUGCCGGUUGGAAUAUUAUCGGUUUCUUCCUAGUCCUGUUCUUCCUGCCUGAGACUAAGGAAAAGACUCUCGAAGAGCUGGAUGCGGUCUUCAAUGUGCCGCUGCGAGUGCAUGCCAAAUAUGGACUCCAGCAAUUCAAGUACUUCAUUCACCGUUACGUGUUUUGGCGGCCCGUGGAUCCGCCCGCUGUUCCUCACGAUGAAAUUGUACAGCAUACGGGGAAGUCAAUUGCUCCGAAGGCUGAGCAUGACCCGACUAAGCGUGUAUAA
Molecule: messenger RNA, 3507 nt
Organism: Diaporthe amygdali
Lineage: Eukaryota; Fungi; Ascomycota; Sordariomycetes; Diaporthales; Diaporthaceae
Exons: 17
Coding region: 1-3507 (1168 amino acids)
Biological process (GO): transmembrane transport
Cellular component (GO): membrane
Molecular function (GO): myo-inositol:proton symporter activity; FAD binding
Source: RefSeq, a predicted model, not a curated record